Messenger RNA from Trichechus manatus latirostris (Florida manatee), 381 nucleotides. It is a transcript of the gene CFAP276, whose product is annotated as cilia and flagella associated protein 276. The record is from RefSeq and is a predicted model, not a curated record. NCBI's taxonomy places the organism in Eukaryota, Metazoa, Chordata, Mammalia, Sirenia, Trichechidae. Bases 37 to 381 code for a protein of 114 amino acids. The transcript has 4 exons.
UGGAAUCGGCUCAGUUCAACUCCCACAAUCACCUCCAUGAGGCGGGAUGCCUAUUUUUUUGAUCCCAAGAUACCAAAGGAUGACCUGGAUUUCCGUUUAGCAGCCUUGUACAACCACCACACUGGAGCAUUCAAGAACAAAAAUGAGAUACUGGAACACCAAGAGACGGUUCAGGAUACCCAUGGAAUCACCAAGAUCCCGGAAGAAUUUUUACCACCUCCCCCACCACCUCCUAUCACAUCACUGGCUAACAUUAGACACUGGAUCAACCCCAAGAAGGAGUCCAUCCACAGCAUCCAGGGUUCCAUAGUGUCCCCUCACACUGCAGCCACCAAUGGAGGUUACUCCCGAAAGAACGAUGGUGGCUUCUUCUCCACCUAG